Vicia villosa (hairy vetch) is the source of this 1626-nucleotide messenger RNA. Its product is annotated as protein ROOT PRIMORDIUM DEFECTIVE 1. Gene Ontology annotation, molecular function: RNA binding. NCBI's taxonomy places the organism in Eukaryota, Viridiplantae, Streptophyta, Magnoliopsida, Fabales, Fabaceae. Bases 225 to 1499 code for a protein of 424 amino acids. The transcript has a single exon. The record is from RefSeq and is a predicted model, not a curated record.
UUCUAUUUGAAAGACUUAUUUCGAGAUUUUUGAGAAAUAAACAAGGGAGAUUGAGAAUUCCCCUUAAACUUUUUCAUGCAGAAUGUUUUCGCUCAAUUGUUUCUUUUAAAUUGGCGCCGCUGCAACAAAUUUAUUGAAGGAAUUGGUUUUCUAAACUUGCCUUCACCACUACACACUGCUGUUUCAUUCUACCAAUAACAACCGACCCUUAGGUGUUCGACGAAAUGUCAAACCGAGUUUUCAUGAAAAAGGGGUUGCUGACUCUAACAGGCACUCACCUUGUCAACUUCCUAACCAAACAAAACCAACAAAAAUCACUCUGUGCAUCCAUUUCCAUUCGAUCAAAAACAACAUCUAUCCAAUAUGUAGAAUCCCGAUAUAGAGACCCCACUUUUGAGAAAUUCAUGGACAAGUAUAAGAACCUUCUCAAAGUCAUUGCCGUUCAAGACCUUAUCCUUGCAAACCCCAAAAACCAAUCCGUCUCUGUUGAUUUCCUCUCCAAUCUCUCCCAGAAGCUCCACCUCAACCGCGGCGCCACUGCCUUCCUCCGCAAGUUUCCUCAUAUCUUCCAUAUUUACUAUGAACCUUCCAAGUUGCAGCCGUUUUGCAGGUUAACUGACGCUGCUCUUGAUGUCUCGCGCAUGGAAGCUGAGGCUAUUAAUGCUUCUUUGCCUCUUGUUGUUGAAAGACUUGUUCGGAUAUUGUCCAUGUCUGCUUCUAGAACGGUUCCUCUUAGAGCUGUUUUCAAGGUUUGGAGGGAGCUUGGCCUUCCUGAUGAUUUUGAGGACUCGGUUAUCGCUAGGAAUCCUGGUGUUUUUCAGCUUUGUGAUGCAGAUGAACUAAAUACUCAUUUGUUGAAGCUGGUUGGUGAUGUUCCCAGCAAUGGUUUUAGAGCUUCUGUUGAAGAUUGGAGGGUUUUUGAGUGUUGUAAAGAGGAGUGCAGUGUUAAUAGUAUGGAAAUGCGGUAUAGUUUCAAACAAGGAUAUCCUCCAGGGAUGAGGUUGAGCAAGAACUUCAGAGCCAAAGUGAAGGAAUGGCAGAGUUUGCCUUAUAUGGGGCCUUAUGAAAUGGUUUGUGAGAAGAAGAAGUCUUCAAAGGCUGGAAUGAUGGCGAUGGAGAAACGAGCGGUGUCCAUUGUUCAUGAGUUUCUGAGUUUGACAGUGGAGAAGAUGGUGGAAGUUGAGAAGAUAAGUCAAUUUAGAAAAUGGUUUGGGAUUGAUUUAAAUAUAAGGGAUCUGUUCUUGGAUCACCCGGGAAUCUUUUAUUUGUCGACUAAAGGUAAAAGGCACACUGUUUUCCUGAGGGAAGCUUAUGAACGAGGGUGUUUGAGACAGCCAAAUCCUGUUUAUGAUGCAAGGAGAAGGCUACUUGAUCUUGUUGCUUUAGAACGUCGGGGUUUACCUGCUGUUAAUUCCAAGUUGCAGGACAAAAGCAGUAGCAACGAGGUUGAGCAAGGGGAUAACAUGCAAAGCCAUGAUAUUUUAUCAUCUUUUGACUAGUUUUCAUGAAUCAUGAUAACAUUUUUGCUAUUAGUUGUACAAUAAUACAAUUCAGCUAGUAUGUAGUGUCACUGUCAAGACUAUAGAGGUGUAUUGUGAAUUUCCGAACAAGUUUGCUUGAAGCUGA